Melospiza melodia melodia is the source of this 3279-nucleotide messenger RNA. RefSeq names its product p21 (RAC1) activated kinase 1 (gene PAK1). Gene Ontology annotation, cellular component: cytoplasm. The transcript has 18 exons. The coding region runs from base 516 to 2150 and encodes 544 amino acids. Lineage: Eukaryota; Metazoa; Chordata; Aves; Passeriformes; Passerellidae. Gene Ontology annotation, biological process: regulation of MAPK cascade; protein phosphorylation; regulation of axonogenesis. Gene Ontology annotation, molecular function: ATP binding; protein serine/threonine kinase activity. The record is from RefSeq and is a predicted model, not a curated record.
CAGGCAGGCAGGCAGGCUGUCAGGGACAGUCUGUCUGUCUUGUUCUUCAUCCAGCAGUCCCCUCUGAGUGAGCUGUGGGAAUUGGGCUUUCUCAGGUCAGGCAACUUGUCUGAGGAGCUCAGUCCCUGUGGAUGCCAGCCAUCGUUCUGCUCCAGCUUUCUUUGGGUCUCUCUUGGAGAUUGCAGGCAUGUGGAUGAACUGCAGGAUCAAAAUCUUCCAUUCCAAUUGGAAUAAUAAGAAAAGUCAUCUCAUGUGCUCAGACAAACUUCGGUUUCAUCAGCUGCCUUCUCUUGAUCUGCAAGCAACCAGCAAACUGCAGCUUAGCCUGUAAGCCUCUCAGGAGAACUAAUCUGGCCUUGAUGGAAGCAGAGGUUUGACAACAAAUCUGGAGAAUUUAGAAACAAGUGGAGAUCAGUUUGUGCCCGCUGACUCUUGUCCUGUUGCUGGAUACCACCAAGAGGAGCCUGGUUUCAUCUUCUUUACAUCUCCAUCAGUAACGGCCUCCCCAGCUGAAGAUGUCUAACAAUGGAGUUGAAACAGAAGACAAACCACCUGCUCCUCCAAUGAGAAAUACCAGCACUAUGAUUGGUUCAGGAAGCAAAGAUCCCGGGACUUUAAACCAUGGCUCAAAACCUCUGCCUCCCAACCCAGAAGAAAAGAAGAGGAAGGAUCGGUUUUACCGAUCUAUUUUGCCAGGAGACAAAACCAAUAAGAAGAAAGAGAAAGAGCGGCCGGAGAUCUCCCUCCCCUCAGAUUUUGAACACACGAUUCAUGUGGGGUUUGAUGCAGUCACGGGAGAAUUCACAGGAAUGCCGGAGCAGUGGGCACGCCUGCUGCAGACUUCCAACAUCACCAAGUCAGAGCAGAAGAAGAACCCCCAGGCAGUGCUGGAUGUGUUGGAGUUUUACAACUCCAAGAAGACCUCCAACAGCCAGAAGUACAUGAGCUUCACAGAUAAAUCAGCCGAGGAUUACAAUUCAUCUAAUACAUUGAAUGUGAAGGCAGUCUCUGAGACCCCUGCAGUGCCCUCAGUGUCUGAAGAUGAGGAUGAUGAAGAUGAUGCAGCUCCACCCCCUGUGAUAGCUCCACGACCUGAACACACCAAAUCUAUAUACACCCGCUCUGUGAUAGACCCUCUUCCUCCGCCUACCAGAGAUGUGGCCACCUCUCCUAUCUCUUCUCCCUCGGAAAACAGCACAACAGCACCCGACAUGCUGGUCAGGAACACGGAGAAGCAGAAGAAAAAGCCAAAAAUGUCAGAUGAAGAGAUACUGGAAAAAUUAAGAAGUAUCGUUAGUGUGGGUGAUCCAAAAAAGAAGUACACGAAUUUUGAGAAGAUUGGACAGGGAGCCUCAGGUACAGUUUACACAGCAAUAGAUGUAGCUACAGGACAGGAGGUUGCAAUCAAACAGAUGAAUUUGCAGCAGCAGCCCAAAAAAGAACUGAUUAUUAAUGAGAUCCUGGUGAUGAGGGAAAACAAAAACUCCAACAUUGUCAACUACUUGGACAGUUACCUUGUAGGAGAAGAGCUCUGGGUGGUGAUGGAGUACUUGGCAGGAGGCUCCCUGACCGACGUCGUGACGGAGACCUGCAUGGACGAGGGACAAAUCGCCGCCGUGUGCCGGGAGUGUCUCCAAGCCCUGGAAUUCCUCCAUUCAAACCAAGUUAUUCACAGGGACAUCAAGAGUGACAACAUCCUGCUGGGAAUGGAUGGCUCUGUCAAACUAACUGACUUUGGCUUCUGUGCCCAGAUCACUCCUGAGCAGAGCAAGCGCAGCACCAUGGUGGGCACGCCGUACUGGAUGGCCCCGGAAGUGGUGACGCGGAAAGCCUACGGGCCCAAGGUGGAUAUCUGGUCCUUGGGGAUCAUGGCCAUCGAGAUGAUCGAAGGAGAGCCCCCCUACCUCAAUGAGAACCCUCUGAGAGCCCUGUAUCUCAUUGCUACUAACGGGACUCCAGAACUGCAGAAUCCAGAAAAGCUUUCACCCAUAUUCCGAGACUUCUUAAACCGAUGUCUUGAAAUGGACGUGGAAAAGAGAGGCUCUGCAAAAGAGCUGCUACAGCACCAGUUCUUGAAAAUUGCAAAGCCUCUAUCCAGUCUCACUCCUCUGAUUAUUGCGGCUAAAGAGGCAGCCAAGAACAACCAUUAGAGUGGUGAAGUCAACAGAGUCAUCAUGUCAAGACUUUCAGAUGUUCAUUUCAGAGACUGAAUUACUCGCCCUUCUCCCCUUCUGCUCCUUCUUCACAGGGGUGUUGUUAAAACCUUGACUUGCCCUGGAGGGUGGCAGAGGCAUUGUUCACUGUAUGUGGAAGGGCACACAACAGGACAUGGCUGAUCUUACAUGGUGAACUGUCCCGCCAUCCUCAUGAUGGGGACAAGAGGGGAAGAACAUUUUGUAUGGGUGAGAAGAUCUUUCUGAGAGCGUCUGAACCUGACCUACACGUAGUGAAGCCAGUUUGUUUUCAUAUUUCUUAUGGUGUUUAUUUUUAAAAAUAAUGUGGAGCCUUACACCAUGUUUAUCUUAUUAAAUUAAAUCUUCUGCUGGCUGCACUUUGCCUGCUUCUGCCAAGCUGCUGUUACACCAUGGAGGCUGCUCUGUGCUCCGGAUGACUCGAGGAGGGGAGGAAGCAGGCAGCAGCACUGGGAACAGCUGUCAGCUGAGAGGGGAACCAGGGGGUGAAGGUGCAUCCCUCCUGCAACACUGCUGGAUGCUUCAAGGAAGCUUGGACAAAGCCUCUGUGUGCUGCCUGCAGCCACUGAAGAACUCAAUUUAUGGAUGAUCUUUUUGCCAAACGGUGUGAACUGCCCCCUACUCCCCCUUCCCCCUUUAGUGGCAACUCUACUAGCUAAACAAAUCUCAAAUAAUUUUUGUUGUUCUAGGAAAUAAAUCACGGGAAGAAAAUGACAGAGAGCUCUUUUAGGGUUGUUUUAUCAGUGUUGUGAGGCUUUUUAGAGAUGCUGCCCUGUGUGAUUAACAAACAGGGCAGUUACUAUUGUAAAGACAAGAUUUGCCCACAAAAUAUGUUGAGAACUCUUGUUUCUUAGAGCAAGUCCAAUGGAAAACAAACUGAUGAUGGAUGCUGCUUUCUCUGUGGAGAUGUGGGGACACAAAUUUUUUAAAGUGAUGGUUUCUUAUGCUACUGAUUUAUUGGGUUGCCCAUAGUCUGUAACAAACAACAGGAAAUCUGGAACUACUAGAAGAGGGACUGGUUGUAAACACUGGGCUGAUGUUAAACUGUAUACUGAUUUUUUAAUAAAGUGACUGCUGUGUUUCUUAA